AUGCCACACAAGACAGAAUUUAGGUUGUGGGAGCCCGGGCCGAACGGUUUCUCUGCGUCUGAAACGGUGCCUCUUGCCUUUUUGCAGAGAAAUGCGCCCGAAGAAAAGGCAUCUGUGGGCCCCUGGUUAUUGGCCCUCUUCAUUUUUGUUGUGUGUGGCUCCGCAAUUUUCCAGAUUAUUCAAAGUAUCAGGAUGGGCAUGUGAAGUGACCAAACCCUAAGGUGUUUCCAUACUCCUGUGAAUUUUAACUUGAACUCAUUCCUGAUGUUUGGUACCCUGGUUAACAGCAAUUACGUAAAGCAUCCUGCGGCAGAAUGACUUCUCACCCCAUCCCUCAUGCGUCAUUCCAAGGUCUCCUCACGAGUCAUUCCAAGUUUUCUAGUCCAUACCACAGUGCCUUGCAAAAGCACCACAUGAAUAAAGCAAUAAAAUUUGGUUGUUAAGCUACAGUAGUGGAUCUUACUUUUUCAGCCAGUAAAGAGUAAGUCUUUCUAUGUGGUUUUUAAAACCAUAUGCAGUAUGGAUAAUUAUUUCAAAUCUGUGUAGACCAGGUCUAGAAUUUGUUAGCCCUAAUAUGUACAUGAAAUUCGUUUAAUUUAAAUUUUGGAACCUAUGGAUUUUAUAUAGCUAGGCACUUUAUUACUAUCUUUUGAAUUGGAAGCACACUCCCACAUAGGGUCAUGUAACUGUCCUGUAAUUGUGCUUAUAAAUGGAAACAACCAUACAGUUAGCCUAGUUACCACAGCCGUUAGCACCUAAAUAUUUUUUAAAGGCUUCUAAAUGCCUAAUGUAAAGGGAGAUACUUAUAGCCGCAACAUCUGUUUUAGUAAUACCGUUUCUAUUACACUACCUUGGAUUUUGCACGAGUGAACAUACUAAUCUAAGAUGCCAUAAAGAUAAAAAAACAACUUGGUGGUUUUGUAAUUGAGUCACUGCAGAUUCAGCAAAAGCUACCACGGUGGAGCACAGUCAGGGAAGAUAGUCACGCCAUCCUGAUGUCACAGAAUAUCUGACUACAUCAAAGGGGCUUACUGUGCUAGACAAACUUGUAGGGAAGAGGUCCUGGUAAAAAUGAAAGCCUCUUCGGGACGUGCUACCAAGUCCAAUGCGGCAAAAGGCGUCUCAGCAUGCUCAUAGUGCCUUUAAACCCGUAAUCAACAGUCACACUGGGUUUGGAAAUGCUUUUUCUGUAUCGAUGAUCAAAAUGCCAUAGGUUUCUAGAUCAUCAGGCUAGACUGACAUCUGGAAUCAAAUGGGUAGCUGAUAAGGAUCAAUCUUUAGUCUUCCUUUGUUGUAUGAUUUGUAGGUUAGAGUAGAUUUUCUUUUUACUAAUGGUAGGUAGGGGUAAGAGUGGUAGGUGUAAAGCAGGUUUGGGGUUUUCAAAGACUGUUGAAAAACUCUCCAAGUACUGGUUCUUCGUGUAGGCAUAACUGGGGAAAGCCUGAGGCGUGUCUAUGUAUUCAUGAAUUGGGAAGAAAGCUGCUUCUGUUCGCUUUGUCAAUUGCCUCAGGAUAGCUCUUAAAAAUAAGCCGUUUUAAGAGGGGCAGAAGGGAAAUCUACCUAGUGUCCACACAGUCUGAACCUCAGAGAGCGCUAACCACCCCUGAGUCGGGGGGAGGGCUGGGGGGGAGUGGUGAAGAACUUGUAGGUUGGGACCUUGACUACUCAGGUUGGCUAAGUUGCUCAUCAGAAUUAGGAAAGGAAUCAGCUGACCCGUGGGCUAUUGGGGUUCUACCUGCAUUGUUACCUGCCUUUCUCACGGGAAAAUCAACCCCUGUACAUGUUUCCUUCCUUGAAACAGUUGUCUCGGUUAACUAAUUCUAUUUUAUUAUUAUGACUUUCGAAAUGAAACUCAUUGCUCGAAGUUCAUAGCAGGUGCCUUAAUUUUUGCUUUGGAUCAAACCAUUCCAUAUCAGAAUUUCUCUUGAUUUACUAUUAAAAAAUUGGCUUUAAAAUGUUUUUUUUUUAAUGUAUAUUAUCUUGAUUGAUUUGAUUUAAAUGGCUAUAGAUGGCAAUCUUUACAUAUGUAAAAUUGCAUUCCCUUUGUAUUUCACAUGUAAUUUACCAAUUGAGUACCUUUUAUAUUAAGGGUGGAGUAUGCAUGUUUGGGUAAAUGAAAGCAAUGUCUUAAUUUUGAAUUGUCCUUUAAAAAUAAAGUUCCCUGGAUAUUUGAUUUUA
Messenger RNA from Echinops telfairi (small Madagascar hedgehog), 2178 nucleotides. RefSeq names its product stress associated endoplasmic reticulum protein 1 (gene SERP1). The record is from RefSeq and is a predicted model, not a curated record. Lineage: Eukaryota; Metazoa; Chordata; Mammalia; Afrosoricida; Tenrecidae. The coding region runs from base 1 to 204 and encodes 67 amino acids. The transcript has 3 exons. Gene Ontology annotation, biological process: endoplasmic reticulum unfolded protein response. Gene Ontology annotation, cellular component: endoplasmic reticulum.